Molecule: messenger RNA, 953 nt
Organism: Entelurus aequoreus (snake pipefish)
Lineage: Eukaryota; Metazoa; Chordata; Actinopteri; Syngnathiformes; Syngnathidae
Exons: 4
Coding region: 45-800 (251 amino acids)
Source: RefSeq, a predicted model, not a curated record
AUGCAGCGACGAAUGCUGCGACAACAAUUGCAGCAACAAAUGCCAUGGCGGAUGCAGCGACAACAAAUGCAGUGAUGAUUGUGGCGACAACAAAUGCAGCAACAAAUGCGGCGACAACAAAUGCAGUGACGAAUGCAGCGGCAACAAAUGCAGUGACGAAUGCAGCGGCAACAAAUGCAGUGACGAAUGCAGCGGCAACAAAUGCAGCGGCAACAAAUGCAGUGACGAAUGCGGCGGCAACAAAUGCAGCAACAAUAAAUUCAGCAACAAACACAAAUACUAAUGCAACCACGAGAACGACGACAAUAGUUGUUCCGGCUACACCAGCAGUGACAAGAAACCCAACAACAGUGCUGAGAACGACACAAAUCGGAACCACCGCCCUAAGUGCAACUGUAAUAACAAGAAGAGUAACGUUCCGAUCGCUUCAGAGCACUUUUAGCAGCGACUUGCUCAACUCAUCAUCACCUGCUUUCCGAGCAAGAGCGGCGAUGAUAAGAAUUCAGCUUCAACCUUUAUUCCAAAACGCAUUCCCUUCCACCUUCAAGCUGCUGACCAUUGUGGCGUUCAGAAGCGGCUCGGUCAUCAACGACAUGGACCUGCAGUUUGCGAACACGUCACCAAACAACACGGAGAUUGCUCAAGUUUUGACCACCGCCUCGUCGAUCGUUGCCGGUUUCGACAUCGAGCUGGCGUCCAUCACCGUGGAUGGAAUAGUUUCAAGUGGCGCCCCCCUGAGAAUCAGUGUGGUCACUGCAGGCUGCCUGCUCAUACUUUCCUGGCUCCUAUCACAACAAUAGCGUUCCAUCUAUGUGUUUAUGCAUGAAAAAAGCAACUUUGGUGAAAUAAUUCAAUCACUAAGACUGUUUUGAAUGCACUUCCUAAUGUAUUUAUAUGAAAUGUAACUGCAAAACUAAUAUAUAUUAAUAAACAGUGUGAUAUUUAAAAUGGCA